AUGAGACCUCUGCGCAACGACGUUAAUUCUUCUACCGAGCCGUCGUCGUCGACACAUCCUCCGAAGGUAGAAGCGACGACGGUGACGGUAGAUGUAUCCGUCGAGGAGAAAGAAAACAUAAAUAAUAACAAAGAAGCGAGCAAAUCGGCAUUGACAGAUAGAAAGGGACGCGUAGCAUUCGUGUUUUAUGAUUUUGAAACACGGCAGGACGAAACGCUCGAAGGUACAACGUCCGCAAAAAGACACAUCCCGACACUUUGCGUCGCGCAACAAAUUUGCGAAGCGUGCGCGCAAAACAACGAUAUCUCCGUGCGUUGUCACUGGUGCGGAGUGCGAGAGUUCGUAUUUCGUAAUGAUCCAGUGAAAUAUUUUGUCGACUUUGCUACGCGAAGGACGAAAUAUUUCACACAGAUAAUUUGCAUAGCCCACAAUGCGAAAGCGUUCGACGUUCAAUUUAUUUUGAAAUAUAUCGUAGAAAAUCGUGUCAAUCUCGCGCCGAAAGUGAUUUUGAACGGAACAAAAAUCGUCGUAUUAACAGUUGGACAUACAAAGUUUAUCGAUAGCGUGAAUUAUAUGCCAAUGCAAUUAUCCGAUUUGCCGAAGGCUUUCGGGCUGAAGGAUACAUCGGGUAAAGGCAUUUUUCCGCAUUUAUUCAAUACUAUCGAAAAUCAAAUGUAUGUCGGACCAUUACCCGACGCGCAUUAUUACUCUCCCGAAAUCAUGAAAUCGAAAGAGCGCGAAUGCUUUCUCGCGUGGCAUACGGACAUGCGGUUAAAAAACACCGUGUUUGAUUUUCAACGCGAGAUAGUACAAUUUUGCCGUACCGAUGUUGAUAUACGUCGACGAGCGUGCAUGGCGUUUAGAAAAAUUUUUAUAGCUCACGGAAAUGUAUAUCCGUUCGAGGAAUGUACAACUAUUGCUUCAACGUGUACAAUGCCGGUUUUAGCAUUAUUGGCGCCCUGGGCAAGAUUAUCGUGGCGCCCAUUCAAUUUUCGAUAUCUUUACUAG
Molecule: messenger RNA, 1008 nt
Organism: Nylanderia fulva
Lineage: Eukaryota; Metazoa; Arthropoda; Insecta; Hymenoptera; Formicidae
Source: RefSeq, a predicted model, not a curated record